AUGCGCAUGCUCGAAAAGGAAGACGAGGAGGGCGAUAUCCAAGUCUCAUGGCAGGACCAGGAGAAUAUCAACACCUUCAGCAAAUACAAUGCAAAACUGCAGGACUUCGAGGAAGCCUACGAGAGCAAAAAGACUGAAAAGGAAUAUCUCGAUGAUCUUGCUAUGGAGCUCGAACUCGCGGACGAAGACGAGCCCGUCAAGUACCGCAUUGGAGAGGCAUUCGUGUCGCUGUCAUUGGAGGCUGCACAGGAGCGUAUCACCAAAUCACAGGAAGAGCUCGACCAGGAGAUCGAAGGCCUGAAGUCGCAGAUGGACGAGGCUGUCGAGAAAAUGGACGGACUCAAGAAGGUCCUCUAUGCACGAUUCGGCAAUGCCAUCAACCUCGAGAAGGACUAA
Molecule: messenger RNA, 396 nt
Organism: Linnemannia hyalina
Lineage: Eukaryota; Fungi; Mortierellomycota; Mortierellomycetes; Mortierellales; Mortierellaceae
Source: the annotation of a GenBank genome assembly